AGUUUAUUAUUAGCAUCCGUGCAUUAAACAUCGAUCGUAAUGGUGAGGUUGAGUUUCAUUUUAAGAGAUCCUUUGAAAUUAAAGCAAGCUGCUGCUCAAACUGUCAUUGUUAUUUAUGUUGCAUUGAAUCUGCUUAGUACACAAUGGUGGAAAGACGUUCCUUUGGGACCUCCUGAUAUUAUUCUCGGGAUUUUUGAAGCCCACAAACUCGACAACAAUCCAAAUAAAAUCGAUUUGUCUGUCGGUGCGUAUCGUGACAAUUUCGGCAAACCUUAUGUGCUUCCAUCUGUUAUAAAGGCAGAACAAAAUAUCGUAGACAAAAAGCUAGACAAGGCAGUUGCAAAUGACAUUGGCAGUGAAUUUUUUCGUCAAGUGAUGUUUCGUCUCGCUGUGGGCGAUGAUCUUCUCGACAGACCUCACGUCAGCGUUCAAAGUGUAAGUGGAAGUGGAAGUAUUAAAAUUGCAGCCGAAACCAUAAGUCAAUUGUAUAAAGGGAAUAAAUUGAUUUUUAUUCCAAACCCAUCAUGGGCGUAUCAUGCUCCUAUAUUUCGGCUAUCAGGCUUAAAAACCGAGUUCUAUCGUUACUAUGAUGAACGCAAUCACGAACUUGAUCACUCGGGAAUGAUGACAGAUCUAACUCAUCUUCCCAACAAUUCGAUUAUUCUUUUUCAAAUGGUUGGACAUAAUCCAACUGGAGCUGAUCCUACACCAAAUCAAUGGCGUGAAAUAUCACAAAUUUUAAAAGAUAGAAAUAUUUUAAUAUUUAUCGAUAUGGCUUAUCAGGGAUUUGGAACAGGAUGUCUUUCCACAGAUGCUUUUCCAUUGAAGCAUUUUAUAGAAGAAGGCCACAUGGUGGUUUUUGCACAAAGCUUUAGCAAGAAUAUGGGGCUUUAUAGUGUUCGUGUUGGUGGCGUAACAUUUAUGAUCCGAAAUGAAGAAGAAGGAAAAUCUAUACUUGAACAGUUGAAACAUUCCGCUUUAUGUAUGUAUGGACAGCCACCAAUUCAUGGAUCACAAAUUGUCGAAGAGAUUUUCAGAUGUCCCGAGUUGAAAAAUAAUUGGGAAAAUGAAGUGAAAAUGAUGCAUAAACGAAUCAGCUCAAUGCGUCAAGUUCUGUUGGAUAAACUUCACCAGAACGGGUCAUCACGAGAUUGGAGUCAUUUAAUGAAACAGAAAGGAAUGUUUUUCUAUUCAGGUUUGAGUGUCGAACAAUGCGAACAAUUAAUAAAUGAACACAGUAUUUAUGUUGUUAAGAACGGGCGAAUGUCGGUAUGCGGAAUUAAUGAACACAAUGUUGACUAUCUUGCACAUUGUUUACAUAAAGUAACCAAGUAAACAAAUAAGAAAUAAAUAUGUCACAUCUUCUACAUUACAUAUUACUAGAAUAAAGUUGAAAUAAAACGCC
Messenger RNA from Clunio marinus, 1405 nucleotides. The record is from the annotation of a GenBank genome assembly. NCBI's taxonomy places the organism in Eukaryota, Metazoa, Arthropoda, Insecta, Diptera, Chironomidae.